Echinococcus granulosus is the source of this 2235-nucleotide messenger RNA. RefSeq lists its product as hypothetical. NCBI's taxonomy places the organism in Eukaryota, Metazoa, Platyhelminthes, Cestoda, Cyclophyllidea, Taeniidae. The transcript has 7 exons. The record is from RefSeq and is a predicted model, not a curated record. Bases 1 to 2235 code for a protein of 744 amino acids.
AUGCUAGCUGCUGCCCUUGAUCACUAUUCGGGGGUUGAAGGAUUGGUGGCAACGACCAAACCUCUGACCCAAUCCAUCAUCUGUUGCCACGGUUGCCGUUUAUCGGUGAAGGCCGUCUGCAAAGUUGAUUCAAAAAUGGGUGAUAGGGUCGUUUUGGGCUCGCAGCAGCGCGUUUACGAAGAAAUGAGCCAGAGAGGAUUAACCGUUAAUAACAUGGUACGGCAGAUUUUAAAAAUCUGCCAGAAGAUUGAAUCUCAGGUUUCCUCAUUAAAUAGGCUAGAAGCGGAGAAUAAUAGGUUAACAGCAUCGCUAAACCAUGUUGAGGCAAAUUUUCUCAUGCUUCUGCGGACAAGUCAGGCGGAAAUUGCGAAACUGAAACGUGGUUCUCAGAACAUUGCAAAGAGUCAUAGGAGCAGAGGUAUAAGUACACUUGAUCCACGUCGUUCCAUUGACCAUGCGGAUCUGAUUGGGUGUCUCCAUACACCUCUGAACUACAAAAUUAUAACAGACACUAAGCACAUUCCCGCCUUGAGAUGUGCUGGAUUGCGAAAUGCUGGCCGAAGCUCCUCAUCGAGCACAGGCUCGUCAAGUGCUAGUUCCAGCUCUUCCAGUAGUUCGCUCUCCUCGUCAUCAGCGUCGGCCUGUCAGAAGCGGCCACCGUCACACCAGCAUCAGCAGCCAUUGCCUCUAUCCGCCUCAACAUCUCAACGACCCUUGGCUCUCGUUAGCUCCAUCAAUUCCGGGAGUAGAACAUCUCAAAAUCACCACUUCUCUUCUGAAUGCAACCACGUACAGUGUCGGAACCAGAAAACUCCGGAGUGUUUGGUCUCCAAACCAAGAGUCUCAAUGACUUCGGAAUCCGCUUUUCCCGACUCCGUUAGCAGGGUGAAAUCAGAGAAGGGAAAAGGAAUGGAGAAACAUUUGAAUCCUGUCAUGACAGACGCGUCGACAGGGGUUGACGAUGGGCCUGCGGCUCACCUGAUGCGUCUUGUGCGGGCCUCCAUCCGUUCGGCGCGCGAGCACCAUUCAGCCUCUGUGAAGCUUGCUCCACCCACAGAAGGAAAGUACCUGGCUGAUAGUGAGAAAGCCAUAAUUGAUGCUUAUUACCACGCAGAAGAGGAGCGUUGCAUGUUGGCAUUGAAGCGCCCUCGUAGCCAGAGUCCCCAGCGCAGUCUGCCCUUUUCACCGACUCUUUUUGCCCGACGUCAGAUGCUUAAGCGCAGCUCCCUCUGCAGUCCAAAUCCACCUCCAUCUUGCAACGUCACCUCCACCACAAACACCGCUUCCACCUCCGAUCCACUCUUUAGGAAUCCUGUCAUUUCUAGAACAUCUACCAGUGCCAGUAUUAACCGCACGGAGGCGAAAUCGAAGAUCAUAGAGAGUGUAUCCUACCCCACUUCUCCCGCUUCAGCUACUGCAGGUGUGAGCACGCCUCACAUUCCUGAGAAAGAAGUGGAGUUUGUUGACACCGACGAUGAAGCAAAGAAGGUGGAGAAGGAGAACAAAAGGCAGCAGAAGAUGGAGAUUAGGGCGGAUUUGGAGGCGGCGACGGGAGGAGAGCAGGAGCUCAGUUUUAACGAGGGGGAGAAUCGCAUUCACGUCGACUCGCCGCGCAUUGAAAUCGAAGAUGCUAUCUCUGAAGUCGAUUCUCGACCCGAUGCAGAGAAAGGCGAGGCAAUGUCAGAGGGUGAGGUGAACGAUGAGGAGGAGGAAGACGCGAUGGAGGAGGAGAAUCGCGGUGAGCGAACCAUCAACAGCAACAACAACCACAGGAGGGUGCACCGCAGCGGCCGCAUUCAUGAUCAUCAGUGGUUUCAUCGUCACGCCGAGUGCAACGCCGCUCUUCGCCAUUCGCCGCCGAAGCAGGCUCAGCAUAAACCGCGUCAUCGAGUCAUUACCUCGCAUGAGCGCCGCUGUAGCGUUGAGGGGCUGGUGGAGACAAUACCUUCGAAACGCUCCCGACGGCUCUCUGAUGAGAGAGAGAGCUACACCCGCUUUCGAAACUCACCGCCCCGGCGCGCCCACAACCAUCCUCGAGUCCCCGCCCCUCGUCCAUCUGUCUCUAUCGCUUGUCGCCGUUUUCUUCCCACCAGUGGCGGUGGUAGGAAAUUCAUGAAUGUUUUGGUACAUCGGACUCGGCCUUCUCCGGCCUUCACGUCUCAUCGCUCCCCCGCUGCGGUCUUUCGUAGUUCCCGCCGAUCCGUGACUCAGCGGUCAUUUGCGCAGCGACGCUAA